AUGUGCUGGACCUCAUGGCGUAGUCAGAGCUCCUCACUCCCACAGACGUCUCUUGCUGCCCUCUGCAACAAGAGGCUGCUGCAGGAGCACAACAUGGAGGCGUCUCAGCUUGGAGCAGAAGGGGACGGUGAGAUGACCGUUCUGUUGGCGCCCAGUCCCCAGAGCGAGGCCAUGACCUACGAGAUGGAGGAGCUGUCCCUGCAGCCACUGCCUCCACUCAACGAACGCAAGAACGUUCUCCAGUUGCGGCUUCAGCAGCGGCGGACCCGAGAACAGCUGGUGGACCAGGGCAUUAUGCCACCUCUGAAGAGUCCAGCCACGUUCCAUGGGCAGAUCCGCAGUUUGGAGAGAGCCAGGACGGAGAACUUUCUGAAGCACAAAAUCCGCAGUCGUCCGGAGAGGGCUGAGCUGGUCAGAAUGCACAUCCUUCAAGAAACUGGAGCGGAGCCAUCCUUACAGGCCACCCAGAUGAAACUGAAGCGCGCCCGUCUGGCUGACGACCUGAAUGAGAAGAUCGCCCAGAGACCGGGGCCCAUGGAGCUGGUGGAGAAAAACAUCUUGCCCGUGGACUCCACGCUCAAGCAGGCUAUCAUCGUUGGACAGGUGAACUAUCCCAAAGUGCUGGAUGAGGACAGCUGUGACGCCCUGUCCCCUGAGCGACCUGCAAGCCAGGAGUCCCCCGGGGACGGCCGAGUUCAGGAGACCCCAGCAGCACCACAGUUCCUGCCCGUUGUUGUCCAGUCUGUUCCUGUGACCACUCCAACAACAACUGGCUUCGUCAAAGUGCUCUCCACCUCUGAACACUCUCCUUCAGCUCUCACUCAGCCUCAGCCAGCCACAAUCAGCCCGCCCCCCAAACCAGGACCGACCCUCAUCAAACAAAGCCAACAGAAAUCUGGUGCAGACAAAAGCCGCAGCAAGAAAAGCAAAGAGGCAAAGUCACGCAUGAAGAAGCUUAAGUACCAUCAGUACGUGCCCCCAGACCAGAAGCAGGACUCCACGGAGGCUCACAUGGACUCCUCCUAUGCACGGCUCCUGCAGCAACAGCAGCUCUUCCUUCAGCUGCAGAUCCUGAGCCAGCAGCAGCAGCACUACAACUACCAGACCAUCCUGCCUGCGCCACUCAAGCCCGUGACGGAGGGUCAUGGCGGCACAAAUGGCCUGCCCACUUCCAUUGUGGUGUCCCUACCCACUGCCCCCCCUGCUUCUCCGCUGCCCGGCAACAGGCCGCUCAACACACUGAGCAGCCGCCGGCCUGGAGUGCUGCCCACCAAUCUGGAGGAGAUGAAGGUGGCUGAGCUGAAGCUGGAGCUGAAGCUGCGUGGCCUGCCGGUCUCUGGCACAAAGACUGACCUCAUGGAGCGCCUCAAACCCUUCCAAGACCCUAUCUCCUCUGUGCCCAUGGAAGUUGCCUCUACCACCCCAGCAAUAGUCCUGCCCUACACACAGAGGGCCCUGCGUACCCCUACCCCGCCAGUUUCCCCGCAGUCACAAGAUGGGGGCCUGUGUGAGCAAGUCCCCCCCGAAAAGGACCGGCAGCUACAUGAGAAGCAGCGACAGAUCGAGGAGCUGAUGAAAAAGCUGGAGCAAGAACAGAGGCUGGUGGAGGAGCUCAAGUUGCAGCUGGAGGUGGAGAAGACUGUGACGAGCUCUGAAAUCAAACCAGAAGUCGACAUGUUCUCCAACUGCAACACAAUCCUAAACACCAUCCAAAAAGUAUACGCUGCUCCCAGCGCUGGUAAAUAUGAAGACAGCCUGUCCAAUUGCUUAUCCAGCACCAGCUCCUUAUUAGGCUCCGUUCCUGCUCCCACUGUGGUCAAACUAGAAGACGUGACUGUGUCGUCCUCCAAACCCCUCCAAAUGCAGAGCCCCACACAGCUGCUGAAGCAGACGCCCCCCCACAAGGCUGCACGCACGAGCCCAACGCCUCCCCAGCCGCCUUUGCACAAGGGCCCCGGGCUGCAGCAGUUCUUCAUCAGUCAUGCAGGAGGGGUGUCUCAGGUGCUGGGGCAGCCGCAGAUCCUCGUGCCUGUGUCUUUGCCCAACAACACCAUUCAACUGCCACACUCUAUGGUCAGUCUGCAGUCUUCUUCUGGACAGUCCACAUUCAUCUUGCAGCCCGCCCCCCUGCUCCCUCAGCCCAAGAACGAGCCGCCACGCUACGAGGACGCCGUCAAACAGAGCCGCUGCCUGCUGUCCAACACCCCCUCCCAGGUGUCUACAACAACAAGCCAGCAAAUGGAUGAUUUGUUCGACAUCCUCAUUGAGAGUGGAGAAAUGGCUCCUUUCCCUCAGCAGGAGGCCCCAGUCUGUGUGAACAAGACUCAGCCCGUCACGGCUCACAUCAGCACUCUGCCGGUGAACACAGUCCUGUGUAGGCCUCCCCUUCAGGUGCAGCUGGCCCCUUCCGCAGGCCUGGGACCUGCUCCUCCUCGCUCCUGUCUGAGCUCGGAGCAGCAGCUGGAGGCUUUGUUGGAGGGCACAUUGGUGGACAGCUCUCCAGCAGACGUGCGAACACGGGGGCUGAUUGAGGAGCUGCAGGCUCAGCUCAUGGAGCAGCAAUCCUACUCUCCAAUGGACACAUCUGAGCUGUCUUUCUCCUCCUCGCCACCCUCCUCCUUAGACAUGGGUCUGUCUGACCCGACCCUUGACAACAUGGAGUGGCUGGACCUCACUAUGCCCCCUGGCCCAGGGCCUCUCACUCCCCUCAGUAUCCCAUCAGACUUCCUGGAUUCUCACGAUCUGCAGCUACACUGGGACUGA
Molecule: messenger RNA, 2763 nt
Organism: Knipowitschia caucasica
Lineage: Eukaryota; Metazoa; Chordata; Actinopteri; Gobiiformes; Gobiidae
Source: the annotation of a GenBank genome assembly